Messenger RNA from Phytomonas sp. EM1, 2538 nucleotides. The record is from the annotation of a GenBank genome assembly. NCBI's taxonomy places the organism in Eukaryota, Euglenozoa, Kinetoplastea, Trypanosomatida, Trypanosomatidae.
AUGAGAAGAUUGUCUCAUGGGCACUUUCUAAAGUUAUCCGUUCGCUUUUUUUUCACCCUCAGGCGCUUUGAGGAUAUUACAUUGUGCAGAUUUCCCCAGGGAUCUUGUCGCUAUACUCAUACGCAGUCUACGGGACAACUGACGGAUGAAGAAGAAGAAGAACUGGUGCGCUAUCUUGUCCAGGAUGCUUUUUAUCCAUCUAAUGCAGCUGGCAAGUGCUCAGGUUCUCAGUCUCAGCCAAUGGUCAUGUGCCAGAAGGACAUCAGCUCUGCGGACCCGACUUUAAGUGUGAAUGGGAAUAGGAACGAACUCAAGGCCACUGCCACUGACGGAUGCUCUCCAUCACCAGAUGCAUUGAGUGCUGAGGAAACAGAUUCACGUGCUAUGAAUAAACCCUAUGAGAAGUUUGCGCGUGUACGCCUGAGCUCGCAUGCCUACACUGUCGAAGAACUGAGUAAGAUUAACAACCGAGAAGCAAACAUUGAGUGGAUGUGCAUGCAUUGUCAAACGUACAAUUUUAUGGGACGCAGGUCGUGCCGACACUGUGGGGUAUCUGAGUUAAGCUCGCAUCGCGAGCGCCAUCCUCCCACACGGUACGUUGUUUCCUUCCCGACAAGUUGGAUUUGUGAGGGAUGUGGUCAUCAAAACAAUGCUUCCGAUGCGAACGGCAGCAGUUCUACUCGUGCUUCCGUUUCACCCAUUGAUGCGCUGUCAAGAUCUACGGUGAAGAAACACAGAACCAAGUUCUUCUGUGCCCAGUGCUCGAAACCUUUUGGCGGCGUUCGAGAGUGGUAUUGCCCAUACUGUGCUCACAUUAAUUCGAAAGCCUCAACGCAGUGCUCUACAUGUUUGGCGGAGCGCCCGGUACUAUGGAAAUGUGGUGAGUGUGAAUACGCCUUUAACAGUAUCUUUUCAACAGUUUGUUUCAACUGCAAGCAGCGCCGCCUUAUGAAGGCGUCCAAUUCUACGGUGGCUUGCUUAAGUUGCGGAAUCCGAAAUGACUGUCGAUGGGAACUUUGUGAGGCCUGCAUGUCACCGCUUCCGGCAAUGAUCGAGACGGUGGAAAAAAAAGACUUCGAUCAACAGGCAGCUCGAGUCACCAGGGGUACGACUCCGCGAAACAUGGGUCCAGUCGCUGCGUCAGUGCAACGACGCGCUUCGGAGGCUCAAGCAGGGAAGAUCAAAAAUCCCUUGCAAGAAAGUAACACGACAGACCCCCCCCCAUCGGCAUCUGUCGCCACUUCUCAUCGACCCCCGCCAACAUCGGCAGAAACGAGCGGCGCGUGGUGGUGUACCCAGUGUAACAUCAUUCAACGUCGCAAUGCGGUCUUUUGCGAUGUGUGCUUGCGACCACGGCAUCUAGCCGAGGAGAUUACGGCUCCCUCUGAUGUGAAGAAUGGUCACACCAGUGAACGCGAGGGGUGCGACAAAGGAAAUCAUUCAACACGUGACUCACUCAAACUCCCCCCGAUGGGAUCAUGGCAAUGCCCAUACUGCAGGCAGUUCAGGGACGCCAAAGAGUUGAGGUGUUGUGGAAAAAUUCGUGAGAUCCGAAAGGACUAUUGGCUCUGCAAGAUGUGUUCUAGUGUCAAUCGGAAGGAUCGUGAGGUCUGCAUCGGUUGUAGUAUGCCACCUGCGUUGGCGGAGGAGCACUGGGCCUGUGUGGUAUGCGAGUUCGAAAACACCAAAGACUCCCUCCUUUGUGAGCGUUGUGGGGCGGCGCACGCGUCGCUCUGGCGGUGCAUCUCCUGUCGGCUUGCGGUGCCGCAGUCUCAGGGGAUCUGCCCAACCUGCAGGGCCGCGAAGCCCGACGUCCCUGCACCGAUCGUCUGCCUGGUUUGUCAGGCCCCUAACGCACCAGCGCGCAUGGCCUGUUUUCGCUGCCGCGCCCGCUUACGACUCUCUUGGCAAUGCACCCGUUGUCAGGCGACUCAUGCGGAUCGAACGCUGCUGCGCUGCCCCACUUGCCUCGCCCCACAUCUCUACAACGAGGCGGAGGAAACGUGGGUGUGUGAGCUCUGCGCCUCCGCCAUCGCCUCCGGCGGCGACCUCCCUGUACGGCAGCAAUGCCCUAAGUGUCGUGCGGACCGUCUUCCUGAGUGUCUGUCGUUUCCAAGUCGUUGGCGUUGCAAGCGGUGCGAAAUCUUCAACCGGACGGCGAACCCCCAGUGCGUGGAGUGUGGCUCGGCGCGCUGUAUGCCGGAGACCUUUCACCUAACCGUAACCUGCCCCCAGUGCUUCGGACAAACGGAGGCCAACACCAAGGAGACAUGCACGAACUGCGGCUGUAGCCUGUCCGAGAUGCUUACUCUGGCGGCUUCAGAUGUGCAUGUGAGUCCUGCUUUGAUCCAAUCCAGUUUCUCCAGUACAAAUCCACACGCAUCUCCUGAUCAUCAUCAAAUGCCCGAGUUGAGUGUCGACGCCGCACCGCCGCCCUGCGAGCACGUCACCUUCCCAAAGACACCAAACCAGGCAAAUUCGGAUGACGAAAUAAGUUUAGAAGACGAGGUGUCUGCUUACACAUCAGAGCAUCCGUAG